AUUGCGGUGUUGCGACUGCGCGCCACUGUACUGUUGUUCUCCCGUCCGCCGCCGCCGCCGUUGCCCGCGACGGUCGUACGACGAGUGUGCGCAGUUCGUGCGUCGAUGUGCGUGCGUGCGUGAGUUUGUGUCCGCUUCGAUAUUGCAAUCAGCACAACAACACAACAAAAUAAAUAAUACGAAAACGAUAAAUUCCCUGUUCGCGCCGCAACACCGAUUUUACCGUGCGCCGUGACCGUUCGUGACAUUUUUUUUCUCGUCCGUCCGUCCGUCCGUCCGCGUUCCGUGCACCAGCCGAUCGUUAUGUGACGCAGUGCGAAAAUAGACCGCAAGAAAGUGAAAAAAAAAAUAAUAAAUAAAUAAAAAACGCGUAACGAUGUGAAAUCGCGCAGCGUUCGCCGCCACGCAUUUCGUUCCCGAGGACAAAUCCUAGGACGUGCAGCAGCAGCAACAACAACAACGACGACGAUAGAACUCUCCCGUACCGAUCGGGCAACGCGCCGCCCGCCGUUCGUGCGCCACCCAUGACGGGCACAGUCGCCCGCGGACGACGAUGCGCUGCGAAAACGACGUGAUCCCGUACGCGGUAACGAUCGCCCGUGUAACGUUUCUCGCGCCCCAUCGCCGCUUCGUUUCGCACGCGCCGCGGGGUGGUAUGCUCGCGGAGAACCGUUUCUCGUCAUCGUCGUUUCGCAUCAGCAACAUCAUCAGUACCGGUGAUGUCCGUUGAACGAGGAAAAAUGAAGGAAUCAAUAAAAGAAAAGGAGAACACUUCUGUAAGUUUCUCUCAAUGGCAAACUUGGGUUUUAGAUGCAGUGAACAAAAUUCGCGGUCAAAAGCAGCGGCCAUCUUUAGAACGCAUUGUCAAUGCAAUACGUCAACAUCAUCGUUACCCUGUAGGAGAUAUUGAAACUCAAAUUGAACGAUGUGUCGAAAGUGGUGCUGUGUUGAAAGUAUUCAACAAAGGUCAAAAUACUUAUAUGAAUCCAGAUGGCACUGCUAAUCGUAAAUUGAUUAUUAAUGCUGAUACUGACUUAACCAAGAUUUUAGUGAAAGUAGUUGGCCAACUAGAUGAAGAGGGUUCAUCUUAUAAAAACAUUGACCGGUAUAUUCAUCAUGCCUAUUGUAUUGAACUUAAAAACGAAGGGUGUGACUUAACUUCAUUGUUAAAGUCAACAUUGAGCAAAGCUGUUGAUAAAGGUUUAUUGGUAUUGGAUGGAAAAUUAUACAGAUUACCUGUCAGUCCAGAUUCUACAACAUCAUUAAUUGGAACACCUGUUUCAAAAUAUAGUUCUGGAAGAAAAGCUCGUUUAUCAAAAAAUUAUGCUAUUGAAACUCCUCUUUCACUUCGUAGAGCUGGUAGGAAAAGAAGAAAAGUAUCCAUUUGUGAUACUAGUUCUCUAACUGAUAAUGAAGCUAGUGACAAAGAAUUUAAUAAAACUUCUAGCCAAAAUGUCUGUACUGCUUGUUUGGGUACAGCAGCCAUAAACCAAUGCGGUGAAGCAGAAGAUCUAAAACAAUGUCGUGGUGGUUGUGGUGUUUCAUUACAUCCUUCUUGUUUAGCUAUGAAAGGUAGUGGACCUUUAACUGCUUUAUUGGCACGUGGAUCUCGAUGGUUUUGUCAAGAUUGUAGAACAUGCUCUGCAAUACCAUCGUGUUCAGUAACCGAACAUAUGUUUUUAUUAAACUGUGAUACUUGCGAUCGAGGUUAUCAUAUGCAAUGCUUACAACCACCAGCUGGAGAUAAGCCAAAAUCUGCGUGGCGAUGUUCAUUUUGUUUAGACCAUCAUGAAACUACCAAUAUAUCUAUUGAAGAAGAAUCAUAUACAGAAAGGAGAGGGAAAAAAAAAUCUAGUCUUAAAAAUCAAAAAUCAAGUCGUGGACGAAGUCAACUCACAAAAACGCAAGAACAUCGACUUGGGAUACCAUCCACUUCAAGUUCACUCAAUCAACGCGAUGUCACGGAAGACGGUAAUGUCUCCUCUCCUGACUCCUCGGCUCCCCCCUCUCCCGUUCCGAUUAGCGGCAAUAUGCGGCGGGACACUGCUAUCUCCAAGGAGAAAGCAAAAUUCUUUAGGCAAAGUGCUGCGUUUAAUGCGCGAGGUAUGAACGGGAGAGGAUCUGGUGUGCCGAAAGUCAAUGCCCCCACAAACAAGCCCUAUAGCUCUAGCAGCAGCGAUAGCUCUAGCAGCUCGAGUUCAAGCUCGAGCAGCCGCAGUCGCAGCAGCAGCAGUUCAAGUAGCACGAGCAGUAGCUCUAGCGAUAGUAGUAACAGCUCUAGCAGCAGUAGUAGCAGCAGUGCGCAUGCUUGUUCUCUUUCUGUGCGUCCAAGCCGGCCCAUAUUUCCUCUCCCAAAAUGUCUCGCCGCAAGGAAUGCCGAUAUUAUUAAUAGUCCUUCAAAUAUGUCCUAUAAAAACUGCAGCUCAACAUCUGAGUCUGUCCAAUCCUCUAAAAAACAUGAACACCGUUUAAAAAUAAGUGAAAAAAUAAAAUAUCACAAUGAAAUUAAAAAAAAUUAUAAUAAAUCAACAACCCCAAAAGUAUUAUUAAGAGCACCAAAAUUAAUUGCCAAAGUCAAUUCUUCACAGCCCAAAAUUUUUCCUCUGUCACAUUCCAAGUCUGAAAAAUCUGAUACUCCAAUUUCUCUUUUCAAAAAAUUAUUGACUGAAACUUCAAAUGAACCCUGGGGUUUUGCUGCUUUGGCAACCAAACCUCCUAUUGAACAUAUAAAACCUGAAAUUAGUAACAAUAAAAAAGAUAAACCCAUUGCUGGGUUUAUUCAACUAAAGGGUUUGUUUGAUGGAUUAAGUCAUUUUUAUUCAACACCAUUACAAUCUCGAACUCGACUUCGAACUGAAAAAGAUUCAAAAUCUGUUAAGACUGACCUUAAAAUCACUUGUGCGGAUAAAAAGCUUAAGGAAUCUGACAAACAACAAUCUCCUAGUUUUUUGGUUAAAUCUGCUGUUUCAUCAAAAAUUAUGGAAACAAGAGAUGUACCUGGGGGUGACCAAUUGCUUAAUGAUAAUGAUAAAUCCUUAAAUGAUUCUCCUUCUUCCGCCUUCCGUGACCGUCAGUCCGUGCCGACGAUACGUCCAGUCACCCGUUCCGUUUUGGAAAAUAUGAGUCGCCUUGUUGCAUCAGAUUUACCAUCCGGCGUUUUGCAUGAGGACGUAGAAAUUUAUAAGGAGACAAGAAAACGAGCCGUUAAUAGUACAGUUCAAACUCCUGAGUGUAUGACUACGUCUAAUCAACCAGUACGAUGUCCUGCUGCAAUUCAAUUUGGUAAAUAUGAAGUAGAAACAUGGUUUUCAUCGCCUUUUCCUCAAGAAUAUGCUAGGCUUCCAAAACUGUUUCUUUGUGAGUUUUGUCUAAAAUACACUAAAAGUAAAUCUGUUUUGGAAAGACAUAUGCACAAUUGUAACUGGAGACAUCCACCAGCUACAGAAAUUUAUCGGCGUGGUGAUCUAAGUGUUUUUGAAGUUGAUGGGAAUGCUAACAAAAUUUAUUGCCAAACUCUGUGUCUUUUAGCAAAAUUAUUUUUAGAUCACAAAACUCUUUAUUAUGAUGUUGAACCUUUCCUAUUUUAUGUUCUAACAAAAAAUGAUGCGUAUGGUUGUCAUUUAGUUGGUUAUUUUUCAAAAGAGAAACAUUGUCAACAAAAAUAUAAUGUAUCGUGUAUUUUAACAAUGCCCCAGUAUCAAAGGCAAGGGUUUGGGCGAUUCUUAAUUGAAUUCAGUUAUCUUUUAUCAAAAAUUGAAGGACAGCCAGGAACACCUGAAAAACCUCUUUCUGACUUAGGUCAAGUGUCAUAUCAUGCUUACUGGAAAGCUGUAAUUUUAGAAUAUUUUGAUAAAUCGAGAAAUAAUGAAACUAUUUGUAUUAGUGACAUUAGCAAGGAGACAGGUUUAUUGAGACAUGAUAUUACUUAUACAUUACAAUCUCUUAACUUUAUUGUUGAAAAUAAUGAAAAAUUGACUCUUUGUAUUGAUUGGAAUAUUGUUGAUGCUCAUAUUAAGAAAAAAAGUUCAUCAAAACAAAUUGUUAUCGAACCAGAAUGUUUAAGGUGGACACCUCUUAUGCCAGCAUCUAACAUAUUGAUUUCACCUGAUAGCAAAGAUAAUCAAGACCUUGAAGAACUUCCACCAAUUAAAAUUGAAAUCAUAAAAAGUCCAAUUAAAAAGAAGCGUAGUACAAGAAGAAUGCCAAUGAUCCAUAGACGUAAAAAAGUGGAUAAGAAAAAACGUAGAUGUUUGUUUGGAGCAGAAAAAAUCAAACUUGAUAAACCAAAUGAAAAUACAAAUAAUUUAGACCAACCCAUUAAAAAAAAUAAAAGUGAAAAAAUAGUUGACAUAAAAUUAGAAGAAAAACCGAUUGAAGAAAGUACUUUAUUGAAGGAGUUGAAGCCAAAAUCGAAAUUAAGUAAGACUAUUGAAGUAAAAGAAAUUAAAUGUUUUACUAAAGAAGUAUGUAAUGAAGAUACUAAAAAAGAAAUAUCAAGCUCUCAAGUUAAAUCCAAACAAAGUUUAAUUUCAAAUUUCCUUAAGCGAGAAAUCACAAAUUCUAAAGAUACUACGUUACCUGUUAAAAAAAAAAGGAAGUUGCCUAAGAGUAGAUCGCGUAAAAGACCGCGACCUAAAACUCUAAAUGAUAAGAGUGGACCUAAAGUUAAAAAAGUUAGGAAAAAAGAAGCGCCAUCUAAAUCCCCUGAAAUUGAAGUUGUUAAUGAGGACAAUGAAGACGUACAGUCUGUAAAAAAUGAAAACAUUGAAAAGUUCAAAGAAGAUGAUAAAUUAGAAGAUAAAAAGACUGAUGAAAAAGAAGAAAAGAAAGAUAAGUCUGAACCACCAUACGAUGAAGGAGAAAAAGAAAAUCACAGUUUAGAGAAUUUAGACGAAGAACAGGAGCAGGAGGGUGAAAAUAAAAAUAUUGUAGAAGAAAAGAUUGAAAUUGAUACAAUUAACAAAAGUAUUAUUGGUGAUAAUGAAUCCAUUGAAAAAAAAUGUGAUAAUACCCCUGAUAAAUGUUCGAGUCCAAGCUCUGAUAUUGAGAUUGAUACGAAUACUGUUGAAAAUGUAUGUUCUUCUAAAGAUAUUGAUGAAGAUAUUAAUGAAAAACUUGAAGAUUGCAAAAAGGAAUGUGAACCACCAAAACUUGAAGAGUGUAAAUUAAAUAAUGUGGAAAUUACUUGUAAUGAUGAUGAUCUAAAGUCUAAAAGCCAGACCGCAAAGUCUGAUGUAAUUGAUUUGUGUAAUGAUGUUACAAAAGAAGAAAUAUUAGAGUCAAAUGAAGAAUCUACUAAAAGUGGUUCAGAUAUUUCAUCACAUGUGGAUAAAUCUCUUAAAUCCACUUUGAAUGAUGUUACAUUACAACAACCUAAAGAACAGAAUAUAAAUAAUACAUCUCCAAUAGAAGUAAAGCAAAAUGAAAGUAUGCAAAAUAAUUAUGAUAAGACGAGUCUCAUUCAAACUGAAACAAAACAGUAUCAAGCUGACUUGCCAAGUAAGUUCAAAGGUAAUUCUAUUGAAACGGACUUAAGAAUAUUUAAUGACCCAACGUGCAAUGAUUUUACUAAGUCCGAAAUACCCACACAACCAGUUUCUUCUGUAAAUGAAAAACAAUUUGGUAAUUCAAUGAUUACAAAUGAAUAUUGCAAAUCAUCAUCAGAUUCAGGAUUACUGUCAAAUGUUAAACAAUAUGCAAGUGAAUCAUUACCAAACGAAUUCUGUAAAACAAAUACUGUAGAGCAACCAAAUGUAAAACAAUAUAGUGAAGCUUUAUUGAAUGAAUAUCGAAAAUUGGAUAUACUUCAACCGGAAAUGAACAAACAAAUGUACAAUAAAGAAUCUGUUGAGUAUAAAAAUUCACCAGUUCUUCCAGUGUCUGCUAAUAGUUCCCAAGAAGUGUUCAAAGUUGGAGAACAAUCCAAACCAAAGAAUUCCGAAAAAAAUUACUCCCAUUCAAUCGGGGCUGACAAUACAAUUACUGUGCCAAAAUAUGAUAAUACUAAACCUGAAAAACCAUCUAAAAGGACUACACCUUCACCGAAAACUUAUAGAUUGCCUGUUGAAGUACCACAAGUAGAAAAACCAAGAGUGCAUGAUUAUCUGGCCCCCAUGGGGUUUAUCAACUAUCAAAAAAUAAACAAUUCAAUAGCUAUGACUCAUUCAGACAUUCCUAAAACAUCUAAAGAUACGUAUUCAGAUAAAAAAACGGAUUCUGUUAACAUGAACAUGCCAAAAGACAAAGAUCUUAUGAAUCUGCCAAAAAGUAUUGACAACAGUCUUUUGUAUUCUUCUGUUAUGCAGCAGUCCCCUUAUACAGACCAAUCCAUGAUGCACCUAUCGCUACAUCAUCAUUUGGCCCAUUCUACUCAAUAUCAUCAUAGUCCACCUGUUACAGCACAGCCUCCUGUUCACCAGACAAAGUCUAGGAAUAAAAAAAGUGAACAGAGGAGGUUGGCACAACAGAAUCAAACACUUGUUACACCAUCUACUCAACAGCCUCCAUCAUUACCCACUCAUACACAAUCUUAUCAUCACCACCAUCAAACCGCUACAUACAUGAUGCCUCAACCGUCUCCUUCUAGUCCCUAUCACCACUCUGUGAUCCAACACCGCAUGGGUCAACAAAGUGGGGGGUCAUGUUCAUCGGCUGAUUUUUACUUGUCACAUUCUAAUCAACAUGCAGCAGCAGCAGCUGCCCAAAUUGCAUCAUGUAAUCUCUCCAAACUUCAGCAAAUGACUAAUGGAUUGGAUCAUCAUCGCAGGCAUAUUACUUCACCUGCUUCAUCUCCAGCCUCAUCACCUGCCAAUAUGACUCCUCCCCCUCCUGCAGCAUCAGCAGCUGCAGCUCAUCUUCUUCAACAAUCAGCAGUUGCUUAUCACAAAUUGUAUCAACAAGCUGGACAGACAAAUCAGUCUCGUCAGUAUGUUCAUCAAUCACGUGGUUCUCCGGCAUCGCCUAAUGUUGGCCUUAUGCCAAUGCAAUAUGGUGCACCGCCACCUUUUAACGGUUACAGGGUAGCGCCGCAAUCCACUCCUCCGCCAUCUGCUGCAGGCUAUAUGAAUCAAACGACAGGGCAGUUGCAGUACACGACACAUUCACAGGAUCCACACCAUCAGAACAGUGUAUAUCCAACAUCAGCAUACAAUAGCUCAUAUUUACAACCUUUGAAUGGGUCCUUGCACAGAUAAUCUCUUGUUUUAUUAUUUAAUUUAAUUAUUAAUAUUGUUAUUUAACCUUCAUAACAAAAAACAAAAAAAAAAAAUGUUACCAGUAUAUUGAUUUACAUGGAUUCUACAACAUAAGAAGGACUACAAUUAUAUCACAAGAGAAUGCAUGUGCAACAAA
This is a messenger RNA of Sipha flava (yellow sugarcane aphid), 7350 nucleotides long. RefSeq names its product histone acetyltransferase KAT6A (gene enok). Gene Ontology annotation, molecular function: histone acetyltransferase activity; DNA binding. Gene Ontology annotation, biological process: regulation of DNA-templated transcription. The record is from RefSeq and is a predicted model, not a curated record. NCBI's taxonomy places the organism in Eukaryota, Metazoa, Arthropoda, Insecta, Hemiptera, Aphididae. Gene Ontology annotation, cellular component: MOZ/MORF histone acetyltransferase complex. The coding region runs from base 720 to 7193 and encodes 2157 amino acids. The transcript has 14 exons.